AUGCAGGCGUUCAUCGUCGGCACCGUCGCCUCCUGGGUCGGGCUCGAAUUGAACGCCAAGAAGUGCGCCACCCUGGCCAUGCGCCGCAGCGAGGCCGUGAAGGCCGUCACCGCCAACCAGGGCCAGCCCAUCCAGGCCAUGCAGGCCGCCGACGCGUACCAGCACCUUGGAGUCCCCGGGCUCUACGUCAACCAGACUCCCGAGGACGCCAUCAAGUCCAUGCCGCAGGACCUCGCCGCCGUCAAGGACUCCCUCUUGGCUCCUUGGCAGAAGCUCGACGCCGUGCGCACGUUCAUCCUGCCGCAGGCCCAGUUCGUGCUGCAGGCCACUCGCAUCCAGAAGACAGCCUUCCAGGACCAGGACAAGGCCACCAAGAGCGCGGCCAAGCAGUUUCUCCAUCUGCCUGACCGAGCGAGCAACGAGAUCAUCUACAUCCCCUGCCGCUCAGCUAGAGACCCUCCCGAACGCCUCAGAAUGAGCCAUAACUGA
Messenger RNA from Thrips palmi, 489 nucleotides. RefSeq lists its product as uncharacterized. The transcript is spliced from 2 exons. The record is from RefSeq and is a predicted model, not a curated record. NCBI's taxonomy places the organism in Eukaryota, Metazoa, Arthropoda, Insecta, Thysanoptera, Thripidae. The coding region runs from base 1 to 489 and encodes 162 amino acids.